Messenger RNA from Hansenula anomala, 396 nucleotides. It is a transcript of the gene TAF13, whose product is annotated as Taf13p. Gene Ontology annotation, cellular component: transcription factor TFIID complex. The record is from RefSeq and is a predicted model, not a curated record. Gene Ontology annotation, biological process: transcription by RNA polymerase II; RNA polymerase II preinitiation complex assembly. The transcript has 2 exons. Lineage: Eukaryota; Fungi; Ascomycota; Saccharomycetes; Phaffomycetales; Wickerhamomycetaceae. Gene Ontology annotation, molecular function: protein heterodimerization activity. The annotation marks the transcript as partial.
AGAAAGAGAAAGAAGACAAAGUUUUUCACUAACGACGUGAGAUCUCUCCUCUAUGCGUUUGGUGAUGUUGCAAAUCCCUUGCCAGAGACUGUCAGUACUCUUGAAGAUAUUCUAAUAUCUUAUGUCAUUGAUACAUGUCAUGAAGCAUCAGCUUAUGCUAAGACUACAAGACGUCAAAAAAUCAAAGUGGAAGACUUUAAAUUUGUUCUAAGGAGAGAUCCUGUUAAGCAUGGUCGUGUUGGUGAAUUAUUAUCAUUACAAAAAGUCAUAGCAGAUGCAAGAAAGCAAUUCGAUAACAGUGAAGGAAAAAGUUUAAAGAAUUUGAACUAUGAGAAAGACGAUGAUGAUGAUAAGGACCUUGAUGAUCUUGAUGAUACCGCUAAUCCUGGUGAUGAU